UUUUCUUGGGUUUAGAGAGACAAGGAAGAGGAGGCGUGAAGGGUUAGAGGUGAGGGGACGCGAAGGAAGAAAUAGAGAAGCCUCCCCUCUUUGCAUUCUAACCCUGUAUCUCUCUCCCUUGUAUCUCUCGACAUCCGCCUUCAGAGGCUUUUCCCACAAUUCCCCUCCCGAUCCUCCCUCUUUUUGGCUGUUUUUGCUACUCUCUCGCGUCUUUUCGUUUCGAAUCGAGCUUGCCGGCAUCUAGGGUUCCUGAUAUCGUCGUAGAGAUUUAUAAUAAACUAUUGGUACUUCUAUGUUUUAAGUAGAAUUUAUUGCUAUGGAGGGCUUUGGAGGCUCUGGAUUCAAUUAUGUGAGUGCUGUAAUGAAGAAGCAGAGGAGUGCUACUUCAAGGCGGCCUCGGCCUGAGGUACAACUGAUUAUGGAGAAUCACGAUAUGUCAUAUCCUUUAAACAAUUCAAGAAAAAAUUCUCCUGAUGAGAAUGGAGAAAGUGAUGCUGGAUUCCGGAGGAAAGAGGUUUAUGUAAACAACCGUCUUCCAAGGAGGUCAUCUGUUAACAAAACUAGAGAUAAAACAUCUUCAAAGAAGGUUAAGAGGGAUGACAAGACAUCUGGGGGUUUUGAUGAUGGUCGCUAUGGAAGUGGUUGUUCGGAAGGUGAGAAUGGACCUGAUUUGAAGCAUUGCAGUGAAAGUGCACUCACUCCAGGUAACUGGAAAAGCUCAGAUAAAAUUAAAGAGAGCUUUGAAAUGCAGUUAAAAUCUCCAGAUGGCUGCCUGGGCAGGAGUGGUGAUGGUCAUGAUAUGUAUCGGCCUGAGGGAGCUCAAAGUCUAUCGGCUGAGAACAAGCUGAGAAAGGUGAAACUCAAAGUUGGUGGAGUCACACACACGAUACAUGCAAGAUCCAAUUUAGAGGCUGGUAAUGGUGGCUCUUCUACAAAGCCUCCACGUUCUUCUGAUGCUUUUCGGCAUUAUCAAAAGCUUAGCCCUCAGGAUAUCUCUAAUGGUCAUUCACAAGAAAAGGGGAAUGGCUUUCAAGGAGAUGCGUGGAAGGAUUCCAGUGGAUUAAGAUUUUCUCGUGGGGCAAAGGAUGAUUCUCUGAGAGAAGGCAUACCAGGAAAGCAAACAGACAAGCUUCAUGGUAUAUCUGCUUCUGAACCUCUUCGUAGAAGCAAGAGGCUGCCUAAGAGACAUGUUAGGGAUGGUGCAUUUGAUGAUGGUGAGGAAGAUGCUGAGAUCUGCUGUGUCAAGAAUCAGAAAAUUGCCAAACUUUCAAAAAAGAGGAAUACACCAUGUGAGUUGGAUGAGAACUAUGCUAUAUCACGAUCAAACAAGGAGAGCAGGAAAAUGCCAAGAUCAGGAAGGGAAUCUAAUGAUGUAGAUUAUAUUGAAGAGGAAGAACCUGGUUCUGCUGGUGGCCCUGAGGCCAAGAGAAAGAAAGAGAAGACAUCCGUAGACUCACCACCUGAUGUCAGAACUGAGCCUCUUACGACACGCCAACGUGCGCUUCAAUCUUGGAAACGUGGCAAUGACGAGAGUGUGAUUGAGUUCCCAAAUGGGUUGCCCCCUGCUCCUUCAAGAAAGCAAAAGGAGAAGCUUUCAGACGUAGAGAUACAAGCAAAGAAAGCAGAAGCUGCUCAGAGACGUAGAUUGCAAGUAGAGAAGGCAGCUCGAGAAUCUGAGGCUGAUGCAAUCAGGAAAAUACUGGGCCUGGAUUCUGACAAGAGGAAGGAGGAAAAGAAGCAGAAAGAGCGAGAAGAAAAGGCUGCUAAAUCACAGGAAUUAGCAUUAAACAACAUCAGAUGGAUCAGGGAACCAACUGGCACAGUUGUUACAUUCCCUGAAGAUGUGGGCCUGCCGUGUAUAUUCAGCUCGAAGCCGUGCAGUUACCCACCUCCCCGAGAGAAGUGUGCUGGCCCGUCAUGUACAAAUGAAUACAAAUACCGGGAUUCAAAGUCUAAACUUCCAUUGUGCAGUCUGCAGUGUUAUAGAGCAGUUCAAGGAAAUGCUUAACCGUUAACAACAUGUUGAUGUUUCUUACCAUGUAGGUGUUCUGCUGUUUUAGGAGCAGGUAAUCUGACAAUUAUAGCCUAACCCCACCUCAAAGUAGAUGAUUUUUCCCAUUUUUUCUUUUUGUUAUUACAUGUGUUAAGCUGAUUGGAAUUCAGCUUAUAUGUUUAGUGAUGACAAAGAUAUCUGUCAUAUCCUUCUGUUUCUUUGUGAAAGUGUUUCCUUUUUCUCUCCCUUUUUUGCCCUGUAAGUUGCUUCAAUUUUUAAAUCAUAAGGAUAUAUCCUUUCCAGA
Molecule: messenger RNA, 2297 nt
Organism: Phoenix dactylifera (date palm)
Lineage: Eukaryota; Viridiplantae; Streptophyta; Magnoliopsida; Arecales; Arecaceae
Biological process (GO): chromatin remodeling
Cellular component (GO): Ino80 complex
Source: RefSeq, a predicted model, not a curated record